This is a messenger RNA of Lagenorhynchus albirostris (white-beaked dolphin), 3623 nucleotides long. RefSeq names its product SPT7 like, STAGA complex subunit gamma (gene SUPT7L). Gene Ontology annotation, molecular function: transcription coactivator activity; protein heterodimerization activity. The record is from RefSeq and is a predicted model, not a curated record. Gene Ontology annotation, cellular component: SAGA complex. Bases 1117 to 2355 code for a protein of 412 amino acids. Lineage: Eukaryota; Metazoa; Chordata; Mammalia; Artiodactyla; Delphinidae. The transcript has 6 exons.
UUGAAUCACUAAUCAACACACCAGCUUUCCGGGCCUGACGCGACCCUUGUCUCGGGCCUCUCGGAAUCGUACAGCCGCCCAGCCCCGCACCUGCGACGUGGCAGUCCAUAGUGGAGCCUCCUUGCCUCGGUCCAGGUCCAGAUGUCCCUGUGUCAUGGCUGCCCCAGCAUUAGGGGACCCCAGGACCCUGUGAUUGGCGCCUGCGCCUGCUGACGGUGACGGAGGAGCCCCCCCUAGGGACUUGGGCAUUGCUUGUGCUUGGUGAUCUUGCAUUAGUCUUUAUCUCUUCACAUGAUACCUGGCAUUCGGUAAAUGUUGAAUUUGAAGAGACAUAUGGGCAAUGAAUCUGGAAGGGUGAGUUGAAGCCAGACUGUAAACGUUGUUGAAUGGUAAACCAAAAAAAUUUUGACUGACUUUUUUCCAAUAGGCAAUGAGUUUAAAAUAUUAAUUCUAGCAUUACUGUAGAGAGUAGAUUAGAUAUAAGGAGAGACUGAAGGAAGGGAUAUUUGUUAGGAGACAGCAGAUAUCUCAGAUUCUUCCCUGUAUACGUCAAGUUGAAUGCAUAAGACCGUUUAGGUUAGUGGUUCAUAAAUUUUUCCACCAGGACCAGUUAAAGGUUCCCAUGCCUGGCAUUCACAAAUUAAGAACCACCUCAGGAAUUCCCUGGUGGUCCAAUGGUUAGGACUCGGCACUUUCACUGCCCAGGCCUGGGUUCUAUCCCUGGUCGAGGGAACUAAGAUCCUACAAGCUGCAUCAAAAAAAAAAAAAGAACCACCUUUUCCUAUCUUUAACUCUAUUCCCUUUUCUCCUACUAAUCCAGGACAGAUGUGUCAAGAUACUCUGAGAAGUACUUGCCUUGCAAAUCGUUCAGGACUGGGUAUGAUGGCAGUUCUCGUGAUGAGUUAGUAGGGGAGAACAUCCUUGGUCCUACAGUGUUGCUGACACUGACAUUUUUCUAAGUGGUCUUGAACUGCCUACUUUUUAUGUAAAUAACUGGCUAGACUUCAUAUUUUUCACUACAGAAGCCCAUAACCUGCAGUUGCUAGAGAUUUUAAAACACUGCUUUUCGGAUAUCAUCUAUAUUUAACUUGAAAGCUCUUCCUUUCUUAUUCCAAAAUGUUGAGAUACUGGGGAGAGAUACCAAUCUCAUCAAGCCAGACCAACAGAAGUUCCUUUGACUUGCUCCCUCGGGAGUUCCGACUGGUAGAAGUCCAUGACCCACCCCUGCACCAACCCUCAGCCAACAAGCCCAAGCCUCCCACUAUGUUGGAUAUCCCCUCAGAGCCAUGCAGCCUCACCAUCCAUACCAUUCAGCUGAUCCAGCACAACCGACGUCUGCGUAACCUCAUUGCCACAGCUCAGGCCCAGAACCAGCAACAGACAGAAGGUGUAAAGACCGAAGAGAGUGAGCCUCUUCCGUCGUGCCCUGGGUCACCUCCUCUUCCUGAUGACCUCCUUCCUUUAGAUUGUAAGAAUCCCAGCGCCCCAUUCCACAUCCGGCACAGUGACCCAGAGAGUGACUUUUAUCGUGGAAAAGGGGAACCUGUGACUGAACUCAGCUGGCACUCCUGCCGGCAGCUCCUCUACCAGGCAGUGGCCACAGUCCUAGCCCACGCAGGCUUUGAGUGUGCUAACGAAAGUGUCCUGGAGACCCUAACUGAUGUGGCACAUGAGUAUUGUCUUAAGUUCACCAAGUUGCUGCGCUUUGCUGUGGAUCAGGAGGCCCGGCUGGGGCAGACUCCCUUCCCCGACGUGAUGGAGCAGGUUUUCCAUGAAGUGGGUAUUGGCAGCGUGCUCUCCCUCCAGAAGUUCUGGCAGCACCGCAUCAAGGACUAUCACAGUUACAUGCUGCAGAUUAGUAAGCAGCUCUCUGAAGAGUAUGAAAGGAUUGUCAAUCCUGAGAAGGCCACAGAGGACACUAAACCUGUAAAGAUCAAGGAGGAACCUGUGAGCGACAUCACCUUCCCUGUCAGUGAGGAACUGGAGGCUGACCUUGCUUCUGGAGACCAGUCACUGCCCAUGGGAGUCCUUGGGGCUCAGAGUGAACGCUUCCCAUCUAACCUGGAGGUCGAGGCUUCACCACAGGCUUCAAGUACAGAAGUAAAUGCUUCACUUCUUUGGAACUUGGCCCACGUGAAAAUGGAGCCGCAAGAGAGUGAAGAAGGCAACGUCUCUGGGCAUGGCGUGCUGGGCAGCGAUGUGUUCGAGGAGCCCAUGUCAGGCAUGAGUGAAGCUGGGAUCCCCCAGAGCCCUGAUGACUCAGACAGCAGCUACGGCUCCCACUCCACUGACAGCCUCAUGGGGUCCUCCCCUGUUUUCAACCAGCGCUGUAAAAAGAGGAUGAGGAAAAUAUAAGGCAAAGAGGGAGAGUUUCUCUCCAGACCUACAAGACCCAACAGAAAACCUUGAUGUAUUCUAAUUCGUUUCCAUAAACAGUGAUUUGACUUUUAUUCUUAAACACAGUGGAUUUUCCUGAUAUCAGUGGAACUGGAUUUAACCAAAUAAGUCUGCUUUUUCCUUUUGCCUCCAGUUUUUGUAGUUUUCCACAACCAAGCUACCUUUCACAGACAUCAUGACACUGGGAUGGUAAUCCAGAGACCAAAGCACUGUCCCUGACAUCUACUGUGUGACUAGACAAGUGACUUAGCUUCUCUAGAGCUGUUUCUCUUGCACAACUGAGAAGAAUCAUACUGCUUUUACCUACCUUGCAGAGAUAUUAUGAAGAUGGAGAUGUUGUUAAGCCUCAAAGCUGUGCUUGAAUAGACUCACAAGUAAAUAUAUGCUGGUAUCAGAUGUCAAUUUUUUUUUAACUUGCUUCAUUUUUGGUCGAAGUCCUUGGGAAUCCAGUGCUAAUACCUAAUAGGAAAUAGCUAAACAUUGCAUAGCUUAUCUAUCAGUAGUCUUGUUUUCAAACUGUUUUUGCUGCCCAUGAGGUCGCCUAUAAAGUCAGAGUGGUCUGUGGUAAACAGGCUUUUUGCUUUUUCAGAUAGCCCUCUACUAUCUCAGCCACAUAUUUUCUUCUGCUCUAGACUUAUUCCAUGUAUUUCCACCAUCUUUAUUUUUUUAUUUCCACUCAGUUUUUUUUUAUAUUUUCACCAUGUACGCUUUUUGGUUGCUCCUUUCAUUUUUCUCCUUUGUGAAUGAAGCAAACAGGACCUGUCCAAGGACAGGCUUGUGCCUAUUUCAUUUGUUGCAUCUGCUUGGCCAUCAGAGAACAGUCCAUUCCUCUGUCAGAAUUCUGUCUGCACAUUGUGUUUCUACUGGAUGGGCAGCCGCCAAAAGGGUAACAGUAUGCACCUUUCUGCUUUACAUCAUGUCUUGAACAACUUUACUGCUCUUACUCAUCCAUAGCAGUACCUGCCCUGCUUGGCAUCUGAUAGUCUCGACCAGUAUUUAUGAAGUAAAUGAUGUAGCACUGGAAUAAUCAGGAGUAAUUAGCAAAUGUGUGCAUGUUAAAUACUGCUGAAGUUUGGUUUGGGGGUGCAGAAUACAAGUCUUGUGAAAGUUAGAGCACUCCUUUAGUGGAGACCAGAAAUCAAGGCCCACAUCACUGAGUGCCUUAAAUAUCCAGCACUGAGAAUAAAUAUGAAUGCAAUAGCAACAAAAUGAGGUUAUAAUUUAAA